Pan troglodytes (chimpanzee) is the source of this 6837-nucleotide messenger RNA. RefSeq names its product TNF superfamily member 14 (gene TNFSF14). Gene Ontology annotation, biological process: immune response. Gene Ontology annotation, cellular component: membrane. Bases 2495 to 3217 code for a protein of 240 amino acids. Lineage: Eukaryota; Metazoa; Chordata; Mammalia; Primates; Hominidae. The transcript is spliced from 5 exons. Gene Ontology annotation, molecular function: tumor necrosis factor receptor binding. The record is from RefSeq and is a predicted model, not a curated record.
UUUUUUUUUUUUUUUUUUUUUUGAGACAGUCUCAUGCCAUUGCCCAGCCUGGAGUGCAGUGGCACAAUCUCAGUUCAUUGCAACUUCUGCCUCCUGGGUUCAAGUGAUUCUUGUGCCUCAGCCUCCCAAGUAGCUGGGAUUACAGGAGUGUGCCACCACACCUAGCUAAUUUUUUAUUAUUUUUUUUUUGUAUUUUUGAUAGAGACAGGGUUUCCCCAUAUUGGCCAGGCUGGUCUCGAACUCCCGACCUCAGGUGAUCCACAUGCCUCAGCCUCCCAAAGUGCUGGGAUUACAGGCGUGAGCCACCGCACCCAGCCUAUAGAUCCUAUCUCUAUCUCUCUGUCUAUCUUCUAUUGGUUCUGUCUCUCGGGAGACACCUGACCAAUUCAGGGAGGGCUCCUGUGAGGAGAAGUUUCUUGAGUCAAGACGCAGAUGAGCAGGGGGAGCCUGCUUUGGAGAUCUAGGGAAGAUGGUUCCCAGCAGCAGGAAGAGGAAGUGCAAAGACCCAGGAUAUCUGCCUGGGGCAGAGUGAGCAAAAGCACGAAGGUCCAACCACAGAGGCCCCAGCAAAGGGCACUUCGUGUCUUAGCCUAAGCUCAGGGGCAAGCUGGCAGCAAACUGUAUCUAUAAAGGGCCAGAUAAGUGUUUUUGGCUUUCAGGGCCAAGAGGUAAAAUCAAGGAUAUUACAAAGAUACUUAUGAAACAAGACAGAAGCCAAGUGCAGUGGCUCACGCCUGUAAUUCUAGCACUUUGGGAGGCUGAGGUGGGCAGAUCACCUGAGGUCAGGAGUUCGAGACCAGCCUGGCCAACAUAUAGACAACAUAUAUGUUACAACAUAUAUAAUGGCCAACAUAUAAUACAAAAAUUAGCUAUGCAUGGUGGUGGGCGCCUGUAAUCCCAGCUACUCAGGAGGCUGAGGCAGGAAAAUUGCUUGAAUCCGGGAGGCAGAGGUUGCAGUGAGCCAAAAUGGCACCACUGCACUCCAGCCUGGGUGACAAAGUGAGACUCUGCCUCAAAAAAAAAAAGAAAGAAAAAGGCUGGGUGCGGUGGCUCAUGCCUGUAAUCCCAGCACUUUGGGAGGCCAAGGCAGGCGGAUCACGAGGUCAGGAGAUUGAGACCAUCCUGGCUAACACGGUGAAACCCCGUCUCUACUAAAAAUACAAAAAAUUAGCUGGGUGCGGUGGUGGGCGCCUGUAGUCCCAGCUACUCAGGAGGCUGAGGCAGGAGAAUGGCGUGAACCUGGGAGGCGGAGCUUGCAGUGAGUCGAGAUCGCACCACUGCACUCCAGCCUGGGCGACAGAGCGAGACUCCGUCUCGAAAAAAAAAAAAAUCCACGCUUGAAUGCAUGCACACUCAUACAUGGACCUCCCCACACACAUGAACACACCCGUGCAAGUGCGCACACAUACACGCACCAAUGCACAGGCACACACACAUGCACACACGUGCACACAGCACAUAUAUGCACACCCACUUGCACAUGUGAUGCAUGUUCACACAUACACACACGUGCACAUGCAUGCAUGUACAUGGACCACGUGCACAUGCACACAGAUGACCAUACACAUAUGCAUGCACCUGCCCACAUAUGCAUGCACAUUUACAUGCCAGCACAUGUAUGAUACACAGGCAUGCACCUGCACAUGUAUACAUGAUACACACUUGCACGCACACAACUGAAUACACACAUUCACAUGCACACACUGCACACAUAUAUGCAUGCAGACAAGCACACACACAGAGCACACAUCCACUCCUUUAUUCCACUCUCGUGUUUUUCACUGCACUUGUCACAUCAAAACACAACAGAAGGCCGGGCAUGGUGUGGCUCACGUUUGUAAUCCCAGCACUUUGGGAGGCUGAGGUGGGUGGAUCGCUUGAGGUCAGGAGUUCGAGACCAGCCUGACCAACAUAGUGAAACCCCAUCUCUACUAAAAAUACAAAAAGCAGCCAGGCGUGGUGGCGCGCGCCUGUAAUCCCCGCUACUUGGGAGGCUGAGGCAGGAGAAUUGCUUGAACCCAGGAGGUGGAGGUUGUAGUAAGCUGAGAUCGCGCCACUGCACUCCAGCCUGGGCAACAGAGCGAGACUCCAUCUCAAAAACAAAACAAAUAAACAAACGAACAAAAAAACCCACAACGUAUUAUUUUCUUGUUUACGAGGUUUCUUGUCUCUCUGGCUCCACCAGAAGAGGAGCAGGGACCCUUCUUGCUGUUGUUCAUUGCUGCAUCCCCCACACCGAGAGCAGAGUCUGGCAUGGGCAGAAAGUCCUCAGUCAAUAUUUGGUGGCCCCAAGCGAAUGAAGCAUCCAAGAAGGGAAAGCUGGGGGCUCCCCACUGCACUUGCCACCUGAGUCACAUUUUCAGAAGCCUCUGGAAAGUGUGAGAGUCUGUAUGAGUGAGAGUGAGACAGGGCCAAGACCGGGGGCGGCGGGGACCGGAAGAAGAGGAGGGUUGAAGGACCCAGGCGUGUCAGCCCUGCUCCAGACACCUUGGGCAUGGAGGAGAGUGUCGUACGGCCCUCAGUGUUUGUGGUGGAUGGACAGACCGACAUCCCAUUCACGAGGCUGGGACGAAGCCGCCGGAGACAGUCGUGCAGUGUGGCCCGGGUGGGUCUGGGUCUCUUGCUGUUGCUGAUGGGGGCCGGGCUGGCCGUCCAAGGCUGGUUCCUCCUGCAGCUGCACUGGCGUCUAGGAGAGAUGGUCACCCGCCUGCCUGACGGACAUGCAGGCUCCUGGGAGCAGCUGAUACAAGAGCGAAGGUCUCACGAGGUCAACCCAGCAGCGCAUCUCACAGGGGCCAACUCCAGCUUGACGGGCAGCGGGGGGCCGCUGCUAUGGGAGACUCAGCUGGGCCUGGCCUUCCUGAGGGGCCUCAGCUACCACGAUGGGGCCCUUGUGGCCACCAAAGCUGGCUACUACUACAUCUACUCCAAGGUGCAGCUGGGCGGUGUGGGCUGCCCGCUGGGCCUGGCCAGCACCAUCACCCACGGCCUCUACAAGCGCACACCCCGCUACCCCGAGGAGCUGGAGCUGUUGGUCAGCCAGCAGUCACCCUGCGGACGGGCCACCAGCAGCUCCCGCGUCUGGUGGGACAGCAGCUUCCUGGGUGGUGUGGUGCACCUGGAGGCUGGGGAGGAGGUGGUCGUCCGUGUGCUGGAUGAACGCCUGGUUCGACUGCGUGACGGUACCCGGUCUUACUUUGGGGCUUUCAUGGUGUGAAGGAAGGAGCGUGGUGCAUUGGACAUGGGUCUGACACGUGGAGAACUCAGAGGGUGCCUCAGGGGAAAGAAAACUCACGAAGCAGAGGCUGGGCACGGUGGCUCUCGCCUGUAAUCCCAGCACUUUGGGAGGACAAGGCAGGCGGAUCACCUGAGGUCAGGACUUCAAGACCAGCCUGGCUAACAUGGCAAAACCCCAUCUCUACUAAAAAUACAAAAAUUAGCCGGACGUGGUGGUGCCUGCCUGUAAUCCCAGCUACUCAGGAGGCUGAGGCAGGAGAAUUUUGCUUAAACCCGGGAGGCAGAGGUUGCAGUGAGCCGAGAUCACACCACUGCACUCCAACCUGGGAAACGGAGUGAGACUUUGCCUCAAAAAAAAGAAAGGAAGAAAAAGGAAAACUCAGGAAACAGAUCUUGGGGGACACUCCAGGGAACCCAAAACUCAAAGGCAGAGAGCUCAGUGGGCACCACCAAGGACCAAGAACUCAGGCAUCUCGAGGGGCUGAAGCCCCAGCAGGCACCUUCAGAAGACCCACGUAGACUGCAGACCCUGCCACGGACAAUACUAAGGACAAAAACCCAGAGACUUGGGGUCUGUGGGCCCCCAAACAUUGGGUAAAGUUGAUUUGCCUGAUAUUCAGGAAGAAGGGGUGAGGGGUGGGUAUUUAUGCUUUUGAUUCAGAAGAAAGUGGGACUUGGGAUUCCAGGGACUUGGCUGGGGGUGGGAAACUUCAUCCACUUCCCUACUCUCAUCAUGAGUACGGACAGGGUGGGCGGGAGACUAAUCAUCGGGACUCAUCAUGAAGAGCCCAGCCCCACCCCACCUACAGUCAGAGUCACAUACUCAGAUCCCACCCACAGACUGGUGGCCACACCUCAGCCUGGUCACAAAGAGUUACACUCAGAUACAUGAGCACGGCAGUGUGCUCAUAACUGUUUAACAACCAGCUGUCCUGGGAGGGGGACAGCUUUGUAAUGUUUGCCAAUUCCAUGGUGUAAAUGCUACCACCAUGGCUGAUUUCAUCACUGCCAAGCAUAGACAUCCCUAAUAGGACACCACGGAUCUGUCCCCGGCAUCCAGCCCAGGGCCUGGCACAAAGCAUGCUCUAGGGAAAUGCUUGCUGAUUGAAAGGAAGGAAGAAAGAAUGACUAUACAGUCACACCUAUGGCAUCCCACAAAAUCUGUCACAUGGCUGCAUAAUCUCAGCCACUCUUUCACAACUAUAGACUCAUACACGCGAAGUGCCAGAUUCAUGCACAACCACACAAUCACAUGGAAGUCACAGAAGGCAUCACAGACAGUCACAGCACUGUGUGUAUGUUAUAACACAAGCACACAAAACUCAGACAGCAUCCCAGCUACACAGCCACUCCCAGAGGUGUCACCGUCACACUUGGUAAUUAAUACUCAUUACAUUAGAUACAGACAGACCAAGUUAUAGUCAGAUCUGGUUACACACAUACACACACACAAUAUCACAAUGACAAAUACACAACAUCACACACACACAACAUCUCAAUGACACACACAUCACACACACAACAUCACGAUGACAAACACACAUUACACACACAUCACAAUGACAAACACACAACAUUACACACAUAUACACACAGCCUGAGGGCCCUCCCCAGCCCAGACUAACACAUCUCGGGGUGAGGACCAGACCUUGUUCAUAACCCUGGGCCUCUUAACCACUGAUCUUUGAAAUAAAUGGCAAAUACUUGUACCUGGAUCUGUCUAGUUCUUAGGGGAACAAACUGAAGAAGGGUGGAGAGGAAUUGUCAGGCCUAAAGAGCCCCACAGGGAAAGGGAGGAGUCGGAUGGGGGGCAACCAUCAGCAACAAGUGGUGGCUCCUAGAGGCAGAGGGAUGGAGAUAAUGACCCAUGGAGGUCAUUCUACAGAUGAGGAACCUGGACCCAGUUGGCUCAAGUCCAUGCAGGAAAUGUGGGGGAAACCAGAGACCUCACGUCUGGAUCUGGCUUCCUCUCCAAUCCCCAAUUCCUGAGGAAGUAGAGGCUACAUCCCGCAAGACGCCCUUAUUAGACACAUCCAGGACAGAGUGACAAUCCGCCAAGCCGGCUGGAAGCAUAAAACACAGGGAGCUGGUGGGUUGGGUGGGGGCAGAUAAUGAUAUGCAUACAAAUUAGAGGGUCUAUGCAAAUGAGCAUUGCUGCAGUGUGGCUGGAGGGAAUCCUUAGUUCCUAGGAUUCUAGAAUAAGGGUUUCGACCCCAGAGGUGAAUGUAUUGUUAUUAUUGUUUUGUUGUUGUGAAUGACCAGUCAAAAUUUGUGGGUUAUUGUUGUUAUUGCCAAUAGUAUUCUUGUCAUUGUUGCACAGUACAGAGAUGAAGGAAACAGAUUUUGCAAUCAGAUGAUCCUGGGUUCUGAGUCCACUCUGCCACUCACCAGCUAUAUGACCUCCAGCAAUUUCCAUCACCUCUCAAUGCUUCAGUUUCCCCAUCGGCAAAAUGGUUGUGAGGGGAGAGGAACAACAGUACAGAUUCACCAUCCCAAAUUCAAAAUGCUCCAAAAUCUAAGCCGGGCAUGGUGGCUCAUACCUGUAAUCCCAGCACUUUGGGAGGUCAAAGUGGAUGGAUAACCUGAGGUCAGGAGCUCCAGACCAGCCUGGCCAACAUGGCGAAACCCCGUCUCUACUAAAAAUACAAAAAAUUACCUGGGUGUGGUGGGGGGCGCCUGUAACCCCAGCUACUCGGGAGGCUGAGGCAGGAACCCUGGAGGUUGAGGUUGCAGUGAGCUGAGAUCACACCACUGCACUCCAGCCUGGGUGACAGAGCAAGACUCCCAUCUCAAAAAACAAAAAAAACAAAAAAAUAUGCUCCAAAAUCUGAAACUCUUUGAGCCCCAGUGUGAUGCCACAAGUGGGAAAUUCCACAACUCAUCACAUGUGACAGAUUGCAGUGGAAAUGCAGGCACACACCACGAAGUUUACUCAGCAUCCUCAAAGGAAAUCCCCGUCAGUAGCUAUAUAUCAUUUUCUCACAUGCCAGAUAGGUAUCUCUCAUCUUUUACUGUUAAGUACUUCUGUGUUGAAUAGGUGGAGGAAAAUGAUUGCUGGUUAGUAGUAUAUAAAUUCAGAGUCAGGAAUGGUGGUGAUGUCGGCUGGGUGCGGUGGCUCACGCCUGUAAUUCCAAUGUGAUACCCUACCUUGUGUUUCACCUGAUUGACUCUCCGUUAGCUGAGAGAGCCAGGCAGACUCUAUUUUGGCUUCUUCGCUUGCAGUCCCUCACCCACCCCCCUUCCUCAAGGACUUAAGCUGACUCCCAGCACAUCCAAGAAUGGAAUUACUGAUAAGAUACUGUGGCAAGCUAUAUCCACAGUUCCCAGGAAUUCAUCCGGUUGAUAGCACCCAAAGCCCCCGCGUCUGUCACCUUGUGAAAGAUUUAAAGCCCCUGCACCUGGAACUGUUUGUUUUCCUGUUACCAUUUACCUUUUUCACUUUCUUGCCUGUUUUGCUUCUGUAAAAUUGCUUCAGCUCGGCUCCCUCUUCCCCUUCUAAACCAAGGUAUAAAAAGAAACCUAGCCCCUUCUUUGGGGUCGAGAAAAUUUUGAGCGCUAGCCAUCUCUCAGUCGCCGGCUAAUAAAGGACUCCUGAAUUAG